Messenger RNA from Cryptotermes secundus, 367 nucleotides. RefSeq names its product prisilkin-39-like. The transcript has 3 exons. The coding region runs from base 40 to 339 and encodes 99 amino acids. Lineage: Eukaryota; Metazoa; Arthropoda; Insecta; Blattodea; Kalotermitidae. The record is from RefSeq and is a predicted model, not a curated record.
ACAGCCAAGAAACACAACUGUUUAGGCUCCAACAUCAAAAUGGCUCUCUGCAGAACUGGCCUUUUCCUCGCAGUGGCGGUGGCGAUAGUGGCGCUGGUGAUUGGUGCUCCAGCCGAGACGGAACUCCUGGAGCAGUCGGAGCCGAAAGAGACGCUCAAGCCCGCAAAUUCCUAUGGUUUAGGCUAUGGAUACGGACUCUAUGGUGGUUACCCUUAUGGCUAUAGUCACCAUGGUCUGUACGGAUGGGGUUACCCUUACUAUGGUUACGGUUAUGGAUAUGGACACGGCCUGUACUCCUCCUAUGGCUCCUACGGCUAUUACCCCAGCUACUGGUGGUGAAGGCUCAACAUACACUUCAAAACACAAU